Molecule: messenger RNA, 1702 nt
Organism: Gambusia affinis (western mosquitofish)
Lineage: Eukaryota; Metazoa; Chordata; Actinopteri; Cyprinodontiformes; Poeciliidae
Gene: gtsf1
Exons: 7
Coding region: 639-1178 (179 amino acids)
Source: RefSeq, a predicted model, not a curated record
AUGAGGUCAUUAGAAGGACUCUGGAGAACCUGACUGUAGUUAGCAUGUCAUGUUAGUCUUACUAUUGACAUACAGCAACAGUCUUCAUUCAGUCGGAGGACUCUCCUGAUUUGUUGGAAGACUAACUGCUACCAAUGAUUCUUUCUUGCCACAGCAUCACCAUCUACAACAGUUAUUUGAAGAUUAGAUUAUAUGAGUUACAAGAUUUAAAUUUCCCAAAUGUUAGCCCGUUUUAACGUCCCUUUGACGCUGAAACAUUUUAACGUACCGUUGACGCUGGAACGUUUUAACGUACCGUUGACGUUUAAACGGUCUAAAGUUCCGAUUUCCGAGCUAGCUGGAACGCAGCAUAUUUUUUGAAAUAUUGCAAACUAACCGGUCUUUAAACAUAAUAGAUAGUUUAAAGUUUUACCGGCGUUUGUAUAUAUUUCAAAAAAUUUAAAAAUUGGAGUUAGUGAGUGAAUUUUAACUUAAAUUCACAUUUGUUGCUCGUGUCAGGCUUAUAGUCACGUGAGUAACAAACACUAUAAAGCCGGAGGAGGUCACUCUGUCAGUUAAUCUUCGUUUGAGAGAAAGGCGAAGACUAUCUUCCUCAGCGGUCUCAAGGUUGGCCCGCCCAAAGUAAAUUUGUCUUCCAUAUGGCCUCCAUAAAAUUCGGAACCAGCACUAGUCCAUGCAAGGUGGCCUCUGAAGAGGGGGCAAAAGAGGUCGAAAAUUAUGAUAGCAGGGGAAACUGUGAUCCAGACAAACUUCUACAGUGUCCUUUUGACAAAAACCACCAAAUCCGCUCCUGCCGCUUCCCAUAUCACCUAAUUAAGUGCAGAAAGAAUCACCCAAAACUGGCCAGUGAACUGAAAACUUGCCCAUUUAAUGCUCGCCACCUGGUUCCCAAGCAUGAGCUUGCUCACCACACAGAGACCUGUGAGGACAGGAUAUCUGUGGACACUGAAGAUGUUGGAAGCAGAAAUGGCCAUGUUGGCUGGGAUGUUCCAGUCAACACUUGGGUCAACCCAAACAUGACUGAGGACUGGGAUAAAGAGGCAGAUAAUGUUCAAACUCCAUUUGUGUGGGGUGUAAGCUCCAAGUUGAACCAAAUAUUGGCCGCCAGACCCAGUAACAACCUUAGUUCAAACUUCAGAGCUCCCAGUACGCUGCCAUGGCCCAAUUACGAGCUGUAAGCUCUUCCGAAGCCGUUCCUAUGCAUGGAGUGUUUUUUUUUUGCAUGUUUUGAUCGUUUGAAUGUAGAUAAACUAUCUGAAACUUCUCUUGGCUCGUAGUUUCAUGGAUCUCAGUCACUAAGUGCAGAGGAUGUUUUACAACAAAUAUUACCAGUAGUUGAGCUAUUUUAUUUUUUUAUAAGUCUUAUUGUUUUUUAAUAUUGUGACAUUGCUGUUAGAUUUUUGGAGUAAAAGGUUCCUUUGUUGAAGAAUUGUUAUUAAAUGUGCUAACUCUUUUGUAAGCACUAAAAAAGUUGCACUGCAUGUAAACUCUUUUUGUAGAAGUUCCCAUAAUUUUUUCUGAAACACAGUAGUUAAGUAUUGUUACUUGAAUAUGGAAAUUUAAGCAGCAGUUUAGCCCCAUUAAGGGUUAAGAUGGGACUAGUUUGAGAUGUAGCCUCUGAGGUUUACUUUAGGAUUGCAGUAUAGGCUCAGUAGUUAAGUCCUUUUUUUCCAGUGAUUGAAUAAAUUUCUGAGCAUUUGAA